AUGAAAAUCAUUUUAAUCUUAGUUUCUCUUGUUUAUUGUUUCAAUGCAAAAUUAUCAACAAAUAGUAAAUGUGAAAAUUGUCUUGGGAAAAUUCAUACCAAACAAGACCUACAGUUAACCAAGCAAUCCUUAAUUAUUGAUAAAAAUCAAACUUGUUACAAUCGAAAAUAUAAGUUUUUAAUUAUUGUGAAAUCAAGUGGUUUUGUAAAAAGAAAUUUGACACGUUCUACAUGGGCCAAAGAGAUUAUUGAAUAUUAUAGUAUACCUAUUCUAUAUGCUAUUGGUUAUCCGAAAGAUCCUGAUUUGCAAAAAGAUAUUAUUGCCGAAGACCUUAAAUAUCAUGACUUAUUACAAUUCAACAUUCUAGAAAAUUAUUAUAAUUUAACAUUGAAAACCACAAGUGUUUUACUGUGGUACGAUCGGUAUUGUUCGAAAAAUAGUCAGUUUCUUUUAUAUGUCGAUGACGAUGUACUUAUUCAUGUCGAUAAAUUAAUCGUGUAUAUGCAUCGAACGGUUAACAAUGAUUCCAUUCAAGGUUGGUUCGAAAAAUCAGUACAUAUUCAACGUGAAGGUAUGGGUGGAGUAUCAGUAGAUGAUUUUCCUAUUGAUUUCGUACCAGAUUAUUUAUGGGGUGCAGCAGUAGUAUAUCCGUCACAUAUAAUAUCGAAUCAAUUGAUUGGCGCUAUAUUUAAUUCAACGGUACCUAUAUUUUUUCGUGAUGAUGUUUUCAUCAAUGGAUUUAUGGCUCACCAAGCUGGAAUAAAACGAGAACAGAUGAAAGGAAUCGUUUUAUAUGAUCGACGACGAAAUGAUUUAUUUUGGAACAUGAUAGUUAUUUAUUUUAAAGAUGAAGAAAGCUUUGAAAAUGUUUGGAGUUGUUAUAAAAAUGGUACUAACUGCAAUCAGAAUCUGGCUUUGUUAUUACUUAUAGGUAUCUCUGGAACAUGUCUAUUUAUUAUAAUAAUUGGCUACUGUUGUAAAUGCUUUAAGAAAACAGUUUAUUGUGAUCAAUUAGAACAUGAGCGCUGCCAGUGUUUCUACGAAUACUAUCAAUUGUGCAAGCGAAACAUUAAUUUAAUGUCAAUGAUGAAUAGAGAACUCUAUUCGAAGACUACAAUGCAACAAGCUUCUUUGAUUCUUCAAUUGCUGAUUAAUUUAAGAGCAAUGUGUUUAAGGAUAGUAGUUUUUCUAAUUGUUUUAUGUACAGUCUAUUAUUUCUUAUCUAAGAAAUUAAAUACGGGUUGA
This is a messenger RNA of Rotaria socialis, 1245 nucleotides long. NCBI's taxonomy places the organism in Eukaryota, Metazoa, Rotifera, Eurotatoria, Philodinida, Philodinidae. The record is from the annotation of a GenBank genome assembly.